GCGUCCGCGAGGGGCGGUGCCAGCCUCACUUCCGGCGCCCGCGCCGCUGCCGACUGGCUCCGGGCAGCAGCGCUCCCUCGCGUGGGGCGCGCGGGUGUCCACUCAGGACGGCUACAGGUGCCGCCGGCCGCGCCGUCGCCCUUCCCUGCCUGAGGCCGAUGACUGCGUCAUCAGUCACCGCCACGACACUUUUGCAGCCUCUCCGGAGGGCUUUUGACGGGCUGCCCCGACGGCAGAGCGUUGAGAAGGUGGAAGCCAGGGCUGGGAGCUUUGAGGUAACCAGCUCUUUGCUCUAAGCCCGAACUACUUUUUUGUUGUUGUUGGUUUUGGUUUUUUUCGAGACAGGGUUUCUCUGUGCAGCCCUGGUUGUCCUGGAACUCGCUCUGUAGACCAGGCUGGCCUCGAACUCACUGAGAUCCCCCUGCCUCUGCCUCCCGAGUGCUGAAUUAAAGGCGUGCGCCACCACUGCCCGACUAAGCCUAGACUUCUUAAGCUCGCCGCGUCUGGGUGGCCGUGGACGGGUUAAGAGGCGCUCGGCUCCUGAAUGAGGAGGGGCAGGCGCUGCACGGCGCUGGGCUCACUCUGACCUCAUCCGCUCUAAAGUGCAAACCCUGUCCUCUGAGGAGCUUAUGGAGCCCAGAGGAACCAAGAGAAAAGCGGAGAAGACAGAGGUGGCGGAGCCGUGGAACAAGCUCCCGCGUCCACUGUCCUCACUGCGCACAGAGCCUGCUCUGUACUCUGGCCCCUUCCCCUUCUACCGGCGCCCUUCCGAACUGGGCUGCUUCUCCCUGGACGCCCAGCGCCAGUACCAUGGAGAUGCCCGAGCCCUGCGCUACUACAGCCCGCCCCCCAUCAACGGUCCAGGCCCCGACUUUGACCUCAGAGAUGGGUACCCUGAUAGGUACCAGCCCCGGGAUGAGGAAGUCAAAGAGAGGCUAGACCAUUUGCUGCGCUGGCUUCUGGAACACCGACACCAGCUGGAGGGGGGUCCGGGCUGGCUGGCAGGGGCCACAGUGACAUGGCGAGGACACCUGACAAAAUUGCUGACCACGCCGUAUGAGCGGCAGGAGGGCUGGCAGCUGGCAGCCUCGCGGUUCCAAGGAACACUGUACCUAAGUGAGGUGGAGACCCCGGCUGCUCGGGCUCAGCGGCUGGCCAGGCCGCCCCUGCUGCGGGAGCUCAUGUACAUGGGCUACAAAUUUGAGCAGUACAUGUGUGCAGACAAACCUGGAGGCUCCCCAGAUCCCUCUGGGGAGGUUAACACCAACGUGGCCUUCUGCUCUGUGCUACGCAGCCGCCUGGGAAGCCACCCUCUGCUCUUCUCCGGGGAGGUAGACUGCAUGAACCCCCAGGCCCCAUCCACACAGCCCCCCGCCUGCUAUGUGGAGCUCAAGACCUCCAAGGAGAUGCACAGCCCUGGCCAGUGGAGGAGCUUCUACAGACACAAGCUUCUGAAGUGGUGGGCUCAGUCAUUCCUCCCAGGGGUCCCACAUGUUGUCGCCGGCUUCCGGAACCCAGAAGGUUUCGUCUGUUCCUUAAAGACCUUUCCUACCAUGGAAAUGUUUGAAAAUGUCAGGAACGACCGGGAUGGCUGGAACCCCUCUGUGUGCAUGAACUUCUGUGCCGCCUUCCUUAGUUUUGCCCAGAGCACAGUUGUCCAGGAUGACCCCAGGCUUGUUCACCUCUUCUCCUGGGAACCUGGUGGCCCAGUCACUGUGUCUGUCCAUCGGGAUGCACCCUAUGCCUUCCUGCCCACAUGGUACGUGGAAGCCAUGACUCAAGACCUCCCGUCACUUUCAAAGACUCCCUCCCCCAAGGACUGACGCCUCGGGACACACCAGUCUGGACUCCAUGCAGAUAAUAAAAGCGGGUUUCUAU
Molecule: messenger RNA, 1878 nt
Organism: Arvicola amphibius (Eurasian water vole)
Lineage: Eukaryota; Metazoa; Chordata; Mammalia; Rodentia; Cricetidae
Gene: Dxo
Product: decapping exoribonuclease
Exons: 5
Coding region: 630-1823 (397 amino acids)
Biological process (GO): nuclear-transcribed mRNA catabolic process; NAD-cap decapping
Cellular component (GO): cytosol; nucleus
Molecular function (GO): mRNA 5'-diphosphatase activity
Source: RefSeq, a predicted model, not a curated record